AUGGGCCUCCUGCGGAAGAUGGGGUGGGUGAGAAUGCUCACAGCCAAGGUCCAACUUGGACUGAUCUGGGGGAAGAUAAAGGAAGCUCUGCUGCCGCUGGGGUGCUCCCAAUGUGGCUGCAGUUGCCCCCAGAGUCCUGGGAACCUGCUGAUUCUUCUGCUGUUCCUGAUUUGGCAGUUUAGGAGAACGUGUCACCGAUGGCUCCCAACAAAGCAGGAUGGGAGUCAAAGCAUGGUCCUCCCAUUUCUAUUUCCUACUUACCCUAACUUCCUAGAGAGAAUCCAAAGUUGGCAGCCCCUGAGCUGGAAAAGAGCUCUGUUCCACAAGGAGGAAGAAGAGGAAGAGGAAGAGGAGCAGGAGGAUGAAGAGGAGAAAGAGAAGGAUAUGUUGGGACAGAUGAGGCUAGCCCCUUGGUGGUAUUUUCACCAUAGGAAGAUGGAGGCUGAGCAGAAGGCCUUAGGGACACCGAAUAAAGAAGUGGGGAAUCUACACCCCUCAUUCUUGGGCCCUCAUGGGGCAUAUCAGCCCUUUGUGGGUUCCAAAGAAUUCCCAGUCAAAACAGUGACACCAGAGCCAAUGCCCAACUCUCACUACCCUCACAGCUCUACUGGCCUGAUCCAGGCCCCCACCUCCCUUUGUCCCUUGUCUACUUCAAGUGCCAAGGCAAAAGGGUACAUCCAGCUCUUCUGGGGUCUCCCUUCCCUUCACAGUGAGUCCUUGGGGGUCACUUUCCCAAAGUCUGGUUGCACCUUUCCCACUGGGACCACUAAUCAACAGUCACCUUCUGACACUCCUCUUAUCUUCUUCAAUGAGCUUUCUUACCUCCCCUUGCCCAACCUAUCGGUUAAAACUGUGUCUCUUCCUCCCCUGUACCUCCUCUCAAUCUCUCCCCUCCCUGUCUUGCAUGGAAACUGUGAGGCUACAGAAAUGGCAUCCUCUGAGCUCCCAAAUGAACCAGAAGCCCCAUGGCAGGCCUCUGAGUCCCAACACCCAAUCCUACCUUUACUAUCUCCCCCACAUUCCCCAGUGAAGCCUCAAGAAGCUGACGUCAUGGAAGUCACAAAAGUGAUGGCUUCAGAUGAACAUGAGGUCCUUGGGCCUCAAGAUGUGCAACAUAGCGAACUACCCUGGCCCCCUGAAUCUGUAUCCCAGACCUCCAGCCCUCCCUUAGUCCCCCUUCCUCAACCCCAAGAUCCAGAGGAAGACCCCAAAGUGAUAGGCUCUGAGGCCCUAUUGGAGGACCAAUGGCAGAACCAGUUUCCCCAGGACACUGACCCCUCAGCCCCAGCCCUCAAUGCAUCUCCACCACAUCUGCUUGAGCCUCAGGGAGCUAGCCUCAUGGGAGGCUCACGUGGGAGUGAGACUGCCCCCCUGAAUCUUCAUGGGCCCAAGGACUCAUGCUAUAACACCCAGCAAAGUGAACUGCCCUGGGCUGCUGAGACUCCAGCCUCCUGCCUCAGCCUGCACACCUCACCUGAGCCCCAAGGAACUGGCUUUACAGAAAAUCCCUUUGUGAUUCCUCAUGUGCCUGAGGUCCCAUGGGAUACCAUGCAAGAGAAAGAACCUCCCUGGCCUGCUGAGCCUCCAGCCCCGGUGCUUAACAUGAACUCCCAGACUGAGCUGCAAGGAGCCAGCUCCACAGAAGUUCCAAAAGGGACAGCCCCAAGUUGGGACAGAAUGCAGACCCAGCCUCCUUGGACCUCAGUCCUGUCUUCAUUCCCUCAGGCUGAACCUCAAGGAGCCCACUUUGAGGAAAGCUCUGUCCCCUUAGCUAGUCCAGAGCUCCCAGGAUGGGAAGUCCAGCAAAUACAUCUGCCCUGUACCCCAAGGCACAAUACCCCUCCCCUGGAGCCCCCAUCCCAGACCUGGCCUAUCACUUUGAGGGUGCCAGCUGAAACUGAAGAGGACAAGCACCACCCACCAGGAUCCCUCACAGGAGAUAUACUCUCAAUGUCCAGGAUAGUGACCUCCAUGCCCCAGGAGGACGGAGCAAUAGGAAAAGCACCUCUCCACCCCCAGGGGAUCCUGAGCCCUGGAACUGAAGGUUGUGCCUGGAACAGAGAAUCCAAAAUCCAGAUUAAGAAAUACCAGUAUAACCCUGGUCCCCAUUCCCUAGCUCCCAGUCCCCCACUCCCUGGCCAAUUUUUACCUAGGAUCCCCAUUCAACAAGACCUCUGCCCCCUGGCUACCUCCUACCCCCCAACUUGUCAGAUUCCAGCCCCCAACCCUACCUCCCAAGGGGCUGUAGGAGCCCUGUCCUCUAACUGUGCCCAUGUCCAAGCAAAGAAGGCUAUAUCUCAAGAUACUCAGCCCCUACACUGCCAUCCUCCUGCUGUCCCUCAGCUACAGCUGCAGAAGCUUGCUAGAGACGGGCAGGGCCCUUCCAGGGAAAAGAGAGAAGUCCCCUUGAUGCCUCUCCAGACUCCUGACCUCCAGGCCACCAAGGUCCCAGAGCCCCAGUCCCUGAGUCAGUACAACAAGAACAUGGCGGCUGCCAAAAUGCCAUGUGUGCACAGGAGGGCAAGACAAGAGGGGUCUGUGAGGUCAGAGCCCCCACCCCCAGACAAGAGCCAAGCCAAGACCACAGUCCCCAGACGGAAGAGAGAACACUCUAGGAAAUCCAAACCUGGAGACCAGGGAGGAGGGGAUGCAGGAUGGGAAGUGUCCCCAUCCAAAGGAAAGAGUCGCUCGUCGGAGGGCAAGAAGUUUUCAAGUCACCGUCCUGCAAGAAGGUCCUUGGUGUCACCACGUGAGGCGAACAGGAAUCUUUGUCAAACUGCUUCCCAACCAGAGCUACCCCAGUCUUCUAAGGCUGAGACUUCCCAAAUUCUGCCCUCACAGGGCCCUUCAAAGGGUCAGGGCACAGGUGGUGGUGACAGCUUGGACUCCCGACACCAGCAGAACCGCCCCCAAGGGGGCCGGGGUCCACGAAGGGAGGCAGAGAAAGAGAGCUCCUCUGGUUCCUCUGGCCCAGCUAAGAGACGCCUACAGAAGUUUCUGCGAGGGCUUCUGAACAGCCUAUACAGCCGAAGAGCUCAGUCAGUGCAGUGUCUGCAGGCAGCAAUGAAAAUAGCCCAGGGUUCUAGGUCUGGCCAGGCUCUGCGUCUGACACCCCAAUAA
This is a messenger RNA of Vombatus ursinus (common wombat), 3120 nucleotides long. RefSeq names its product chromosome unknown C9orf131 homolog (gene SPATA31G1). Bases 1 to 3120 code for a protein of 1039 amino acids. Lineage: Eukaryota; Metazoa; Chordata; Mammalia; Diprotodontia; Vombatidae. The record is from RefSeq and is a predicted model, not a curated record. The transcript is spliced from 2 exons.